Halichondria panicea is the source of this 2475-nucleotide messenger RNA. RefSeq lists its product as uncharacterized. The transcript has a single exon. Lineage: Eukaryota; Metazoa; Porifera; Demospongiae; Suberitida; Halichondriidae. The record is from RefSeq and is a predicted model, not a curated record. Gene Ontology annotation, molecular function: protein binding; protein serine/threonine kinase activity; ATP binding. The coding region runs from base 48 to 2252 and encodes 734 amino acids. Gene Ontology annotation, biological process: protein phosphorylation.
AAGAAAAGGGAGUGAUUUCAUGUGAACACACUUUUGAUUUGCUAGACAUGGCGGUCACCGGCACCAGCGCUGCCUUUGUCAGUCUAGAGUCUUAUAAGCUAAUUGGUGUUAUAGUGACAGAUCAUCAGCUAGGAGUGGGCUCUGCUGCUGUUGUGGUCGAGCUAGAUUACAUGGGACACAAGUGUGCAGGCAAAAAGAUUCAUGACUUUCUUCUCAAGAGUGGAGGCAGUGAUUAUCGAAGCAGCAGUCGAAGCUUUAGUAAAGAGUGUCACUUCUUGAGCAGGAUACAGCACCCUAACAUUGUGCAGUUUCUUGGUGUCUACUUUCAGGAGCCAGACGAAACUGUGCCGAUUUUAGUGAUGGAAUACUUACCAACGAAUCUUACGGGUUGUAUUGAGCAUAAUGGUAUUCUUCCGAAAGAUAUCGGCUUCUCCAUUCUUCUUGAUAUAUCGCAAGGUUUACUGUUCCUCCACGAUCGAAAAAAACCAAUCAUUCACAGAGAUCUUUCAUCUCACAACAUACUUGUUACUCCUAUACUCUCUGCAAAAAUCGCUGAUCUUGGUGUGGCUAGGAUAAUUAAUAUGAGCCCCUUGCAAGUGAGUGCCAUGACGAAAAAACCAGGCACUGAGGCGUACAUGCCUCCUGAAGUGAUGGUGAAGGAACCUCGUUACAAUACAAGCAUCGACAUAUUCUCGUAUGGAAUCUUAAUGAUGCAAAUCUUCUGUGGUAAGCUGCCCAUGCCACACAUAGGUCAAAAUCGAUCUGAGGCACAUGGAUUGGUUGCUGUUUCAGAAGCUGAACGCCGAAAAAACUACCUCGAGGAAGUUGGCAAUGAUCACCCUCUCAUGAGUCUUAUUCACAGAUGCAUUGAUAAUGAUCCCAAGAAGAGACCUUCAGCCAAAGAACUAGUAGAGGAUCUAAGACAAAAGGCUAACACAAACACUCCUGCUUUCCAAGACAGAUUGAAGAUGAUGAAGUAUGUCGCUGAAAAGGAAGCGAAAAGAAACAUCAACCUGAAAAGAGAACAAGAAAACAUCCAAACCAAAUUAAAAGAAGAGCAGAAAACAAAUGUGCAACUAACUAAGCAGCUGUCACAAAAGAGACUUAAAGCAUUUAUACCACCUUUAUGUGUUUCGAUGGCGAUUCUGGUUAUAUUUAUUGCAGUAUUUGUCUCUCUAAAUCUUGACCAUACCUCACCAACAAGAUUGGUUGGAGUACAAACCCAAGAUUUCAUGAAUUCCACGAUGAGCAUUUGUGCAGCCAGGGAGACUAUUUUUUGUGAUGAAUUAGUCCCAGCUAUGUUUCAUGGUCUUGUUGGUAAUUUGUCCUGGAUAAGUGGUCAAGAUCUCCAAACAACAUUGCAUAAGGGCCAGACUGUGAUAUUCGAAGAUUUUAUGUGUUUUGGUGGCGGAGUUGGAGAAAACGAAAUACAUAAAUACCUUGUGUACUGUUAUCAUCCAGGAAAAAAUAAAUGGAACAUGUUGCCUCAUCUACCUGUUAAAUCAUUUGGACUAGGAGUGUUCAGUGGAAGCCUUGUGGCCAUCGGAGGAAUAACGAUGGAUGGUGAAGAAAGCACGAAAUUGUAUACUUUAAUAUAUGACGAGACGUCUGAUGGACAUUGGGUGCAUUCAGUGAUUCCAGAUAUGCCUAUCGCAAGAACAUUUCCUGCAGUUUUAAGCCUUCCAUCAGCUCUGAUUGUUGCUGGAGGGGAGAAUUCCAUUGGAAUUUAUACUAGUGACACAGGGUGGUAUUGGAGUAACCAACCUCUUAUGUCUCCUUGUACUGAUGUGACUUUGGCAGUGGCUGGUAACAGGUGCUAUCUUCUAGCAGGAAACUAUUCCAAAGAACUUCUUCAGUCUGACUGGUUUCCACUCUCUCAAUAUAUUGCUAUCGACGAUAUCCUCUAUGAUAGGAAUAAGGUUACUCCAGGAAAUGCUUUAAAGAACCGAAAUGAGCUGAUAUACCCCAGCUACAGGUGGAAAGAAUUAGAAGGUGGUUUUAAUGCGCAAGCAAACAGCUUAGUUGGAACAGUGUUAGCUAGUAACCUAAUAACUGUGGGCAUGCGUGGGCAAUCGUCGAACAAAGACGUGAGAAUGUAUUCAUUCUCACAAAAGACGUGGUCUUGGAUAAGUGUGCUCCCUGAAGAAAUUCAAGUUAACACUGUAACUAUAACCUCGUUUUCACCAACUAAGUUGUUGAUGACAGGAAGAAAGACUGAUGGGUAUUUGUCGGUUUAUAUUGGUUCCUUAUAAGGCAGGUUUUGCAUUAAUUUUGUAUUGUAGAUGAAGCAAUUUACUUGUAUAAUAGCAAUUUUAUAUUAUUUUAUGCAACACUCACUAACUGAACAUGUUAUAUUUAUUACUACGUGACUAUAUCGAAAUGGACUGCAAGUAUAGCUGAUUAUUGCACAAUAAUUAUAGCAUACAGCCCAUUACCUUAGGUAUUAAUUUAUCCAUGCACCCAUCACCAGAUAUU